Messenger RNA from Vitis vinifera (wine grape), 720 nucleotides. RefSeq lists its product as uncharacterized. Lineage: Eukaryota; Viridiplantae; Streptophyta; Magnoliopsida; Vitales; Vitaceae. The transcript has 3 exons. The record is from RefSeq and is a predicted model, not a curated record. Bases 1 to 720 code for a protein of 239 amino acids.
AUGGUCACAGUGCGAACGUUUCUUGCCGUUGCAGCUGCAAAGGGUUGGGAAUUACAUCAAAUGGAUGUACAUAAUGCCUUCUUACACGCUCAACACAUUCAACUCAAUGUUCUUGUCUAUGUUGAUGAUCUAAUUAUAUCUGGAAAUGAUGGAACGACUGUGCAACAGUUCAAAGAUUAUUUGAGUCGGCGUUUUCAUAUGAAGGAUCUAGGAAAAUUAAAAUAUUUUUUGGGGAUUGAAGUUGUGAGAAACUCAGAUGGUAUCUUCUUAUGUCAACGCAAGUAUACACUGGACAUCAUCUUUGAGGCUGGGCUACUGGGAGCCAAGCCGGUUGGGACUCCUCUUGAACAAAACCAUAAAUUAGCACUUGCUGGGAAUUCUGAUUUACGUGAUCCUGGACAAUACAGACGCCUGGUGGGUCGGCUCAUCUACCUAACGAUUACCCGACCAGAACUGUCUUAUUGUGUGCAUAUGCUUGCUCAGUUCAUGCAGCAACCAAAGGAUGAACAUUGGGAAGCAGCUUUGAGAGUUGUUCGAUAUUUGAAAGGCAAUCCGGGACAAGAUUGGGCCAAUUGUUCUUUAACACGAAGAUCUUUAACUGGUUAUUUUAUUUUUUGGGUAAUUCGCCAAUCUCUUGGAAGACCAAGAAGCAACAUACGGUGUCUUGCUCUUCGGCUGAAGCGGAAUAUAGUUCCAUGGCAACCACAACUUGUGAAUUGA